Pieris macdunnoughi is the source of this 1143-nucleotide messenger RNA. The record is from the annotation of a GenBank genome assembly. NCBI's taxonomy places the organism in Eukaryota, Metazoa, Arthropoda, Insecta, Lepidoptera, Pieridae.
AUGGACACCAAAAUGAGUUACCAAGAUGAAUAUGUCGGCUCAUUUCCUAAAGAUUUCAGCUAUGGGCCAUUCGAACAAAAUGGUGAAAGUGAUAAUACGUCGUUACAGGAGGAUCACAAACCUAGAAUCCUUUUGAUGGGUUUAAGGAGGUCGGGAAAAUCUUCUAUUCAAAAAGUUGUAUUUCAUAAGAUGUCACCCAAUGAAACAUUGUUUCUGGAAUCAACUAACAAAAUCGUAAAAGACGAUAUAAACAAUAGUAGUUUUGUCCAAUUUCAAAUAUGGGAUUUUCCAGGUCAGAUAGAUUUUUUCGAUGCAAAAUUUGAUUCUGAUACAAUAUUUGGUGGAUGUGGUGCACUGGUUUUUGUUAUUGAUGCCCAGGAUGAUUAUCAAGAUGCCUUAGAUAAGUUGCAACAAACAGUUACCAAAGCAUACAGAGUGAAUAGUAGUAUAAAAUUUGAAGUAUUUAUUCAUAAGGUUGAUGGACUGAAUGACGAUUACAAAAUGGAGACACAAAGGGAUAUACAUCACAGAGCCACUGAGGAUUUAGCAGAAAAUGGACUGGAGCAUGUUCACUUAUCAUUUCACUUAACUUCAAUCUAUGAUCAUUCAAUAUUUGAAGCAUUUAGUAAAGUUGUACAAAAGUUAAUUCCACAAUUACCAACAUUGGAAAAUCUACUUAAUAUACUCAUAUCAAAUUCUGGUAUAGAAAAGGCAUUCUUGUUUGAUGUUGUAUCCAAAAUUUACAUUGCAACUGACAGUUCACCAGUGGAUAUGCAAAGCUAUGAACUUUGUUGUGACAUGAUUGAUGUUGUUAUUGACAUAUCUUGUAUUUAUGGUAUGGUGGAAGAAACAGAAACAAAUACAUUCAACAAUCAGAGUUCAAGCCUAAUAAAGCUUAAUAAUGGUACAGUUUUAUAUUUAAGAGAGGUCAACAAGUUUUUAGCUCUAGUUUGCAUACUUAGAGAAGAAAAUUUCCAAAAGCAAGGUGUGAUUGAUUACAACUUUUUGUGCUUCCGUGAUGCAAUAACUCAAGUAUUUGAACUACGCAAUAAAACACAAAAUAUUACAAUGUCUCAAAUUGAAAACAAUCUUCCAAACGGUGCAGGAGAUUCAGUAGAGAGUACAUCUGAUCAGUUACCAUAG